Molecule: messenger RNA, 6009 nt
Organism: Melanotaenia boesemani (Boeseman's rainbowfish)
Lineage: Eukaryota; Metazoa; Chordata; Actinopteri; Atheriniformes; Melanotaeniidae
Product: collagen alpha-1(XXV) chain
Exons: 38
Coding region: 383-2410 (675 amino acids)
Source: RefSeq, a predicted model, not a curated record
CUGUCUCCACUGCGUGCGUACUGCCCCAUAUUUCCCCCAGUCUCUCUUUCAAGGUUAUCGUGCAUUAAUAGCAGUUUUCUCUGCAGCAGAUUACAGUUAAAGAUCCGCGCAACAAGUUUGCAGGAGCCCCCAACACGCCGUUAGACAGGUAGACUCGCGUCGGCUGGCGCUCCACUCAUCUAUCUGCGGCUGCCUCCACAAAGUCUACUGUACGUGAACACAGCGUUGCAGACAUCAACUCAAACAAGCACGCUCACACGCAGCAGAGUGCCAUACAUUCGUGACUCCGCGCCAGAUGCUGUUUGCUUCUAACAGCUCGUGUAUAGUUUGUAGUUGAGUGGAGAUCGUGGAGGCAAAAGGAGCGUUAAAGUGCGCGGAAAAAAUGGAGAAAGAAGCGGCACCUCUGAGGCGACAGCACGGCCGCACGACAGCGCUGAACAUAAUCUCGUCUUUAUGUUCAGUGGCGUCCAUCGCAUUUUGCGUUUAUCUGAGCAUCAACACUGCUGACAUCAAGAACCGAGUUGUGGACUUGGAGAGCGGGUCAGGCGAGCACACCUUGAUCCAUGGCUCUGGUUACUCCAUGGAUGAUUUUAAUUCCCUUAUUCAGAAAAGAGUGGAUGAGCUUCUGUCUCAGCGCACCUAUGAAAACUUUGUCAAGAUUCGGACUGCCAGACAAACAUCACCUGAAUGCAACUGCCCUCCAGGACCUCCGGGUAAACGGGGAAGACGAGGUCGCGAUGGGGAACCUGGACCUCCUGGCCCUCCAGGUCCAAAGGGUGAAAAGGGGGAUCAAGGCGACCAGGGACCACGGAUGGUCUUCCCUAAGAUCAAUCAUGGCUUUCUUUCCGCUGACCAGCAGCUCAUAAAGCGACGGCUCAUUAAGGGAGAUCAGGGCCAAGCAGGACCACCUGGGCCACCAGGGCCACCAGGCCCUCCUGGACCAAGGGGCCCUCCAGGGGACACAGGAAAGGAUGGACCUAGAGGUGUUCCAGGUCUACCAGGUGAUCCUGGAAAUCCAGGAGAAGCAGGACCCAUGGGACCUGAGGGGCCACAAGGGCCAAAGGGUUCUCUUGGGCCUUCUGGCAUCUCAGGUGUUGACGGACUGAAGGGAGAUGUUGGCUUCCCAGGACUGGACGGUAUCCCAGGGGCCAAGGGUGAAAUGGGAGAACGAGGUGAAAAGGGUGAUAUGGGUGAAGAGGGUCCGAAAGGUGACAUGGGAGAGAAGGGAGAUGCAGGCUCCUCUGCAGCAGGCAUCAAGGGCGAACCUGGAGAACCUGGACGGAGUGGACAAAAGGGAGAGCCAGGACUUCCAGGGCUGCCUGGACUCCCAGGGAUAAAGGGUGAGCCUGGAUUCCUUGGUCCCCAGGGAGAACCCGGGCUUCCAGGACUCCCAGGAACAAAGGGGGAGAGAGGUGAGCACGGACCACCAGGAAAGGGAGAACGAGGAGAAAUCGGACCUGUUGGACCAAAGGGCUCACAGGGAGAGGCUGGCAUGCCGGGCCCAAAAGGGUCAAAGGGGGAGACUGGAGAUAAAGGAGACUUGGGGUUGGCCGGCCCAAAGGGCCCUCCUGGACAAAAAGGAGACCAAGGAGCAACUGAAAUUAUCGACUACAAUGGAAACAUUCAAGAGGCCUUGCAGAAGAUAACCACUAUUACAGUUACGGGUCCUCCAGGUCCGCCUGGACCAGUUGGACCACAGGGCAUAAAGGGGGAACGUGGCAUGCCUGGUCUCCCUGGACUUGAUGGAGAAAGAGGCUAUAAAGGUUCCAAAGGUGACAUGGGAAUGCCCGGGGCCUCUGGGGAGAAAGGAACUACUGGUCUACCUGGCUUACCUGGUGUCAAUGGAGUAAAAGGGGAUAAAGGAGAUUCAGGACUUCCUGGUCCUCAAGGUCCAUCUAUUAUUGGGACUCCAGGGCCAGCAGGGCCCCAUGGCCCCCCUGGACCUAUGGGACCCCAUGGCUUCCCUGGACCAAAGGGGGAGCCCGGUUUGCAUGGUAUGAAGGGUAUGAGAGGGGAACCAGGACACAAAGGGGACCGUGGACCAUUGGGGCUCCCUGGAGCCUCUGGCUUGGACGGCAAGCCCGGAAUUAGGGGCACUGAUGGGCCUCCAGGUCCAGCUGGUCCAGCCGGUCCGAAGGGUGACAUAGGUGAGAGGGGAGCACCAGGCGAGCCAGGACCACGAGGACCUUAUGGCCUACCUGGAGCUGCUGGAACACCAGGCUUGGAUGGGUUGCCAGGCUUAAGGGGAGAGAAAGGCGACAUUGGGGAAAGAGGAGAAAAGGGGGAGAAGGGAAAGAAGGGCAAAAAAGGGCCUAAGGGCGAGAAAGGAGAACAGGGUGCCCCCGGAUUAGAUGCACCCUGCCCAUUGGGUCCAGAUGGACUACCAAUGCCUGGCUGCUGGCAGAAGUGAUCGCUCUAACCCGAAACGCAUGGAGUUUGUAAAUAAUGCUUCUUUUAUGGUAUUUAUAGUUUUUUAAAGGAAAACCAGUCUAAAAGAAAAGAAGUUUAAGUGUACAACGAUUAAAAAAAAGAGAUAACCACCCCCGAGUAUCAUGCCCUAAGCUGCUUCUACUCACAUCGCCGUGUGGAAACAAAAACGUGUGUGUCCGCUGUCUCACAUCCACAUUGUGGUGGAGUUCAGAUCCUCGGCUGGCGGCAGAACAUGUGUCUUUAGUCUUUGCAUGACUCAGACUGGAGCAUCGCAGCCUGACCAGAUUCGCAGGGGGGUGAGAGGAGGAGGAGGAUGAAGUGAAGACGUGGGGGGAUCUGGACUGGCUCCCUAACACCAAACGCUAGGUGUUGUGUGUUGUUUCGUCUCAGUAAGCUCACCACCCAUUUAUGUGGCACUAUUUUCUCAAAGACUAAAAAAAAAAAACAAGAGGAAAAGACAGUGCCAAGCUGAACCUUGCUCCCCUGACCCCUGCAAAAGCAUGAGUAUUGUACUAUUUAAGUGUAUUGUACAUACAUGUCACUGAAAUGUGGUUGCGUCAUGGCUUCUGCAGAAAACCAACACUAACAAAAAUCCCCAGAGCUCUAAAAAGGUAAUUUUUUGUUUCCCUUUCAUCUUCCAAAGGGAGUGACACCGUGGCUGGUAGCCUGAGUAUCCCAAGAGAGUAAAGCCAUUGGUAAUUGUUGCUUUGUUGAGGUGAUGCCUGCAGAGCGUGCAGUCUCAGCAAGUUUUCACUGUUGCACUCAUGAGGCUCAGCAUCGUCAGUGUGGUGCCUCCAGCGGCAACAUUUCUCCGGACAGGAGCGGAGAGUUGGCAGGCUCGCUGCAUGGACAGGAAAAUAAAUCAGGCUCAAAAAGUUUUGAGUUUGGAAAGGCAUGCUCAAGAACCCCUCUGAGCAUGAGGAAUGGAUUCUGCAGGAGAGUUGCUAUGAGUCUCACCGAGAUCAUCUGUAGCUUCUUUUCUGACAGGCAACGCUUCAAGGUCUGCUAAGACCGCUGGCAGAAUGCAAUCAUGAUUUUUCUUUAUUAAUUUUUUUUUCUUUCUUUUUAGCUCUGAUUCUUACAUUAUUUGUAUUUUGUGUAUAAUAGCCUUUUGUGCCUCAAGCUUUUAUUCAUUCCUUUAUCAGAAAUGUACAAAUUUAUAUCAUGUUGUUAACCAUUUGAAUGGGGUUGUGUUUGAGAAAGGGAAUAUCUUUUUGGGAGGCAAGUUAUGAGGGCUAAAAAACAUAUAUCAUUGCUCAGUGUUUUUCAUAUCAUUUGUUUUUCACAGAGCUAAAAUACCAUGUGACCCACAGCUUCAGCUGAGCAUACAUCCAUCUUUUAAUGGGUUUUUAAAAAAGAGAAAAGAAAGCUUGUGUGAUGCAAAUAUGUUACUUUUCCCACUCAGAACAUGUAUGGAGUAUUAUUUGUGCAGUGUUAUCAGUUUGCUGCAUGAACAAUUUAGAAAAAAAGGAUUUUUUAAAUAUUGAAAAUUCAUUCAAGGAAGCACAAUUGUUCUGGGGGUUUUAUGUUUUUUCACUGCUUCAGAAUCAGAUUUAACUCAACGCUCACUUUCAGAUUUGUCACAUUCAGGCAGAUUAUGAAUAACAGUCAAACCUCCACCUCUCUCUCUUACACAUCAUAUAUGGUCUUAAGUAUAUUGAAAACAUGUUGCAAGAAAAGCUAAAUUUCACAGACACCGUUAACACACCACAAUCUAAUUGGUGGCCAGUUAUGUCACAUUCCUUACCAGAUGGAGCAAAAACGAAUGAAGUUUCACCACAGUUGAUUUAUUGUUUCACGUUUCCUGUAUUCAAAUUGCCUUUUGACAUAGUAGUCGCUAUGCAAGGUAAUGCCAUUUUUUUUCACAUAAAUAUGCAUGAAUAAUUUACUGUAAGAAUAGACAUGAAAACAUUUUGUUGUAAGGUAGAGGCAACGCAGAUGGAUCUGUGAGGAUUUCCUUCCAUAUUGUUUUAUUGUACAGUUCAUCUCAUCGUGAUGAAAAUGGAUGCACAUCUGUAAAGACUUUAAUGGUGCUAUCUGAUAGAAGGUGACGUCUCAGUUGAUGUGCUCUACUAGUGGCAUAAACUACACAACAGGUUUCUUUAUUGGGUUUAUGUUUUAAUGAUUUUAAGUUUUUUUUUGUGCAUAUAUAUUUGUGUAUUUGUCUCCGUAUUUUUAAGUGAUACAUUAUUUAUUUUUCUAUAUUUCUUAAAUGAAGGCAUUUUUUGGUUUGGAACAGCAUUCCUUUCAGCCUCUGAUGUCGGUUUUGUGUUGAAAUGAAGAACUCUGGGUUGUGCUAAUGCAUCAUUAACGGUACAGUGGAAAGGAAGUUGGUUAUUUACAUUUUGCAGAUCAGUGAGUACUCACUGAGCAUUUAUUUCAGCUUAUAGGCCUUACCAUGCCAUGUGUGCAUCUGUUUUUAUUUAAUUUUUGUGUUUUAAAAAGCUGACAAUGACAGCAAAGUACUGAUGGCCUGGAUGUUGACAGGCCCAGCCAAUGCAAGCAUACAUGCAUACAGCCUUUCUCACACUUUCUCUUUUCUCUCUCUGUCUCUUUGCAUUGAAUGUAGUUUGAUAUAUGUAUAGUGGAUUAUUAAAGUACUGUCGACAUGUGUGCUCAUUUGAUAUAAAGUGCAAUUUAUACUUUGGAUCAUGUGUGUAGCUUAAUGCAAAUGCAGCUUAAAGAUCACAUGAUGGUGAUUUCUAUAGCUUCAUUUGAUCAGUCUUGCUACCCUGUAUACCACUACCUGGAAAGAAAAUUAUUUACCAGGAGAGAAAGAAGUAUAUGUAAACAUGGGCCUUUAAUUAAAUCUUAAUUUUCAUGAUUUUUUAUUCAAUUUGUCCCUUCACUCAUAUUUUAAAGUGUUAUUUCCACUGAUUUUUAUUAAGUUUGUGAAAGGUGUUUUUUUUUCUUUUUGUUUUUUGUGUUUUGGUUUAAAGCCUUUGUUACAGUAUUUGUUCUCACAAGGUGCUGUAUCUUUAGCAUGUGCAGCUAAUUUUGUAAUAGAUUUUUUUUAUUUGACUAAUCUUUUUAAGGUUUGUGUUGAAGUUUUUAAUUUAGUUUAAUUAGCUUUUAGCAAAAGUGCCAAAAUCUGAAUUUCCAUAUUAGUAUGAAGAGUUCUAGCAAGACAGAAUUUGAUGCCACCCAUUUGCAAAAUUAUGGUUUGCAGUAGAGCUUUGGGUCAAGAAUUCCUCUGAGGACACAGUAGAAUACAUUCAAGUUAGAAAUUAGGUGAAGGCUAAUGAAGUCACAUCCACAGUGUUGUUCUGCAUUCAUGUAAAUGACGUUAGCCUUACAAAAAAAAACUAUUUUGCCACAUAAGCUUGAAAAUAAAAUGCAGACUUUAGCACUAAAAAGAAAAUAAAAAACAAAACAAAAUGCAAAAUCCACUUUCUGACUUACUGGAAUUAAGAUUUCAUUUUAUAAUUGUGAUUUCUGGUCUACAUUUGUAUAACUUCUUUUCUGCCCACUUCAUUCACACAAAUUUCUUUGAUGACCUUUAUGUCCACACUCUGUAUUUCAAGUUGACAUUUCAUACGACUGUACUGUUGGAGCCAAAUAAACAGUCUUUCAAAAACA